Molecule: messenger RNA, 1234 nt
Organism: Fragaria vesca subsp. vesca
Lineage: Eukaryota; Viridiplantae; Streptophyta; Magnoliopsida; Rosales; Rosaceae
Product: mRNA cap guanine-N7 methyltransferase 2-like
Exons: 11
Coding region: 7-1122 (371 amino acids)
Biological process (GO): 7-methylguanosine mRNA capping
Cellular component (GO): nucleus
Molecular function (GO): mRNA 5'-cap (guanine-N7-)-methyltransferase activity
Source: RefSeq, a predicted model, not a curated record
GCAGCGAUGAUGAUGCUGCCCCAACACCCGGCGGCGCCGAGAGCCGACUCGCCUCACAAUCGACUCUACGAGUUCGCCAAAGCUGCCCUCAUUAAAAUCUUCGUCCACCCAUACGCUUCGGUGUGUGAGUUGUACUGUGGCAGCGGAGGAGUCGACGCCGAGAAAUGGGACGAGGCCCAAAUCGGUCACUACAUUGGAAUUGAUGUUUCGACGUCCGGUAUAAGACAGAAAAGAGAAGCAUGGGAGAGCCAGAGGAAGGGUUACACUGCUGACUUCUUUGAGCUUGACCCCUGCAUGGAAGAUAUAGAGCCACAUCUGAAUGAGGAAACCGUUCUGGCUGAUUUAGUUUGCUGCUUGCAGAAUUUGCAGCUGUGUUUCCAAACUGAAGAGAAAGCAAGGAGGCUCUUGUUAAAUGUGUCAGCCUUACUGAAGCCAGGGGGUUAUUUUUUUGGUAUUACUCCUGACUCAUCUACAAUAUGGGCAAAGUACCAGAAGAAUGUGGAAGCAUACCACAACAGAAGUGCUGGCAUGAAACCAAACAUCGUUCCCAACUGCAUUAGAUCAGAGAACUAUGUGAUCACUUUUGAAAUCGAGGAAGAGAAGUUCCCCUUAUUCGGAAAGAAGUACCUGUUAAAAUUGGCUAAUGAUCUCCCUCCGGAAACCCAUUGCUUGGUUCAUUUCCCUAGCUUCAUUAGGUUAGCCAGAGAAGCUGGUCUCGAGUAUGUGGAGAUUCAAAAUCUAACUGAAUUUUACGAUGACAACAGAGCACACUUUGCAGGCAUGCUAAUGAAUUUUGGUCCAAACCUUGCUGAUCCUAGAGGCAGACUUCUUCCUCGAUCAUAUGAUGUGUUAGGUCUCUAUACCACAUUUAUAUUUCACAAGCCAGACCCUGAUAUUGCUCCUCCAAUUAUGACACCAGUGCAGGAUGCCCCACACAUUAUUGAUGAGAAAGAGUGGCAAGGAACCCUCUGGAGAGAUGAUGAUAAGAGUGCAGUAGAGCCGCCUCCUCUUCCCGGCCUAGGGAAGAUCAGUGAGCAAAAAGGGAUUUUGGGCCCUGGCCCUGCUGAGUUGCGUUUUGCCGAGCCACUUGACCUGGUGGUUGUUGCAAGCAAGAAGCAUUAGUACUGGGAAGACACUAAUUUUUAACUUAGAGGACUCUGUGACACACUAGUGUAGACUGAGGACGGUUUAAUGCUUCCUGGGUACUCUGUUUUAGAUGAUACAUUUUUCCGGG